GCUAACUUAGUCGAAGUGCCCAGCCAAGAUCCAACUAAUGUUCUUCAAUAUAUAUAUAUAAAUUCUCACGACUUGGGAACUUGACUUCUUUUUUUUUUUUUUUUUUUUUAACACUCUCCAGCGCAACUCUAGAAACUCUGGUCUUCUUCUGCUUCAACAUUUUCAGAAUCUGAGGAGCAGAUCUUCAUUUUUCAUAAUUUUUAGGAGAAGAAACGAAAUGGCGAAUCAAGAGCAUUUGGACAAGUUGCAGCUCCGACAGAACUAUCGUAACCUAUGGCACACCGAUCUGAUGCGCACUAUGCAAAAUGAUCCUCCGUAUUGUUGCUUGGCGUUUUGGUGUGGACCCUGUGUAUCAUACAUGCUCCGCAAACGAGCACUUUACAAUGACAUGUCCAGGUAUGUCUGCUGUGCUGGUUAUAUGCCCUGCAGUGGGAGGUGUGGAGAAAGUCGUUGCCCAGAAUUUUGCCUUGCCACAGAGGUUUUCUUGUGCUUUGGGAAUUCAGUUGCCUCGACCCGAUUUUUGUUGCAAGAUGAAUUCAACAUACAGACAACACAAUGCGACAAUUGCAUCAUUGGUUUCAUGUUCUGCCUCCAACAAGUUGCUUGCAUUUUUUCCAUUGUCGCAAUGAUUGUCGGAAGUGAAGAAAUUUCAGAGGCUUCUCAGAUUCUAUCUUGCUUAGCUGACAUGGUCUAUUGCACGGUCUGUGCUUGUAUGCAGACACAACACAAGAUCGAAAUGGACAAACGGGAUGGUAAGUUUGGCCAACAACCAAUGGCAGUGCCUCCACCCCAGCAAAUGUCACGCCUCGAUCAGCAGUAUCCUCCCACUGUUGGAUAUCCUCCACCUGCGUACGGGCAAUCUUAUUAUCCACCACCUUCACAGGCUCCAGGUUAUUAUCCGCAUCAAGCUUCUUCUGGCUAUCCCCCUGCCGGCUACCCCCCUCCUGGUUACCCACAGAGGUGAUCUUUCUUGAGUUUGAUGUGAAAAUUGCUCUAGUGUGCACCAUUUAAUAGUUGUCACCGUCGUUUAUCCUAUCUUUAGAUUGUGCGUACAUGAUGAGCGGUGUGAUACAAUUUCAAUUUUCAGACCUAUUGUUUAGUGCAAAUAUGGCGCUUCUAUGUGAGAUUUUUCGUUUUCUUUAGCAUUUAUAAACCUAAGAUUUCUGUUUAAGGUACAGUUUUUGAGGACAUUUUAUUUUUUGUUUCUUUCCUGCAUAAA
Messenger RNA from Olea europaea var. sylvestris, 1219 nucleotides. RefSeq lists its product as uncharacterized. The transcript has 8 exons. The coding region runs from base 218 to 964 and encodes 248 amino acids. The record is from RefSeq and is a predicted model, not a curated record. NCBI's taxonomy places the organism in Eukaryota, Viridiplantae, Streptophyta, Magnoliopsida, Lamiales, Oleaceae.